This is a messenger RNA of Pyrgilauda ruficollis (rufous-necked snowfinch), 1532 nucleotides long. It is a transcript of the gene RTN4R, whose product is annotated as reticulon 4 receptor. Lineage: Eukaryota; Metazoa; Chordata; Aves; Passeriformes; Passeridae. The coding region runs from base 84 to 1532 and encodes 482 amino acids. The record is from RefSeq and is a predicted model, not a curated record. Gene Ontology annotation, molecular function: protein binding. The transcript is spliced from 2 exons. Gene Ontology annotation, cellular component: plasma membrane.
CCGGGAUCUGCCCCGCUUUCCCAGGGAUUGUACUGCUGCCGCUCCACUUUGCGCCUCCAGACGUGCCUUCCCCGACCCCUAAGAUGAAGAGGGCGAUAGCUGAAGGAAGCAAACUGCUGAUUUUGGUGCUUUGCUUGAAAAUCCCAUCAGAAGUGGAGUCCUGCCCUGGGGCGUGUGUAUGCUACAGUGAACCCAAGAUCACCAUCAGCUGCCAGCAGCAGGGGCUGACAGCCAUCCCCACGGAGAUCCCCAUCCAGAGCCAGCGCAUCUUCCUGCACAACAACAGGAUAACCCUGGUGAGGGCCACCAGCUUCACCUCCUGCCGCAACAUGACCAUCCUGUGGAUCCACUCCAACAACAUCAGCCUCAUCGAGCCCGGGGCCUUCUACGGGCUCACCAAGCUGGAGGAGCUGGACCUCAGCGACAACACGAACCUGAAAUCCAUCAACCCUGUCACCUUCCGGGGGCUUGUGCACCUCCACACCCUCCACCUGGAUCGCUGCGGGCUCCUGGAGCUCUCCACAGGGCUUUUCCGAGGGUUGUUCUCCUUGCAGUACCUCUACCUUCAGGAUAAUAACCUCCAGAUCCUGCUGGAUGACACCUUCAUCGACCUGGCGAACCUCACGUACCUGUUUUUGCACGGGAACAAGAUCAAGAGCUUGUCAGAGAACGUCUUCCGCGGACUGAUCAACCUGGACCGGCUGCUGCUGCACCAGAACAGGGUGAGCGUGGUGCACCGGCGCGCCUUCCAUGACCUGGGCAAGGUGAUGACCUUGUACCUGUUCAACAACAACCUGACCGUGCUCACGGGGGACACCAUGGCCCCCCUGGUGUCCCUGCAGUACCUGCGCCUCAACGGCAACCAGUGGAUCUGCGACUGCCAGGCCCGCUCACUCUGGAAUUGGUUUAAGCAGUUCAAGGGCUCCUCCUCAGAGCUGGAGUGCCACCUGCCCCCUCGCCUGGCAGGGCGGGACCUCAAGCGGCUGCAGAGCUCCGAGCUGGACAGCUGCGUGGACUCCUUCAACCAGAUCCGCACCAGCGUUUUCAGCACCAAAACCAGGUCGGGGAAGCUCCCGACGGGGCUGCCCCCGCUGGGCUCCCGCGACGGCUCCUCCAAGUGCUGCCAGCCAGAGAUGGACAAGUCCUUUAUUUACGAGGCCAAGGGCAAGGCAGGGCCCUCCUCCCACAGCAGCCGCUCAUCCAACAACCACCUCAAGGAGAAGGAGAACAUGUCUAGGCCCAAGUACAUGGAGACGGACCCUUCCAAAAACGGCAGCAACAAGCAGAUAAACGAUUCCCCCUUUGGGACCUUCCCCAGCAUUGUAGACCCUCCUUUGACCAAGUUGAGACCUGAAUUUCUAGAGCCCAUUGAACCUUCCACAGUCCCAACCAAAAAGAGGCAGGGCUGCUCUAAAAAGAACAGAUCAAAGGCCCAGUGCCGCCUCACCCAGCAGGGGAACAGCUCCACGUUACAGCUCAGCCUAAGCCUUUUGAUCCCCCCCUUGGUGUGGAGCUUACUGUUAUUCUGCUAA